Molecule: messenger RNA, 2337 nt
Organism: Doryrhamphus excisus (bluestripe pipefish)
Lineage: Eukaryota; Metazoa; Chordata; Actinopteri; Syngnathiformes; Syngnathidae
Biological process (GO): regulation of transcription by RNA polymerase II
Molecular function (GO): RNA polymerase II cis-regulatory region sequence-specific DNA binding; DNA-binding transcription factor activity, RNA polymerase II-specific
Source: RefSeq, a predicted model, not a curated record
UGCGCAUGCGCGGUCCGCACAGGCAUAUCGAGUCAGUUGUUGGAGGAGGCGAGAGGAAAACAGUGGCGCUGACAAACGGGAGAAGUUCGAUGGCGCGGUCCUUUUGUCGCCGUGUAUUUCGGCUCUCCAGUUAGACUCCGGAAGCUUCGGACUCAAACGGCCUUUGUGCGAUUUACACCCGCUUGCUUUUGCUUCAAUUCUGUCAUAAACAAGGUCCGACCAUGGAGGAAUCGGUGACUACCUUCGAGACGCAUUUGACGGCCGUGAUGGACAGCCUCAUCCGAGCGUCGGUGUGCGAGAUCACCAAGCUCUUCCAGGAGACGGUGGCCGACUACUUGGUGGAGCUGUCCCUCAACAGGAAGGAGAACGAGGCUCUCAAACUGCGGCUGAGGCUCACCGAGAACAAGCUGAGGACGGAGCGCAAGUACGGCAUGGGCUGGGCCGCCGGGCGCCGCAACGCCGGCGUAGCGGCUGGCGCGGCCGAGGACGGAGCAGCGGGGAGACUGAAACGAAAAGUUGAGACGGACCCAGGCAAGUCAAAGAAGGGCCCUGCAGCAGCCUACUGCAGACGCUGGCCUGGAGGCGUGUGGGAGGAAGGCGGAGGAGGAGGCUGCGGAGGAGCUGCAGCGGUGGCGGCGGCUGGAGGAAAAGGAGGGAAAGAUACCAGGGAGAUGUACCUCGUCCAGCUCCCCGGGUGUGAAGAGGAUGAGGAAGGCAUGAUACAGGAUGAGGAAGGGGAGGGCAGCCUCAGCGGCGAGGGGGAGGAGACGGCUAACAUCAAAGAGGAGUUUCCUCCCACGGAGGGAUAUCAACCAGCCUCUCUCAGGCUCAUCAAGGAGGCUCUGAAGAUGGAGCGGCCUAACCACAACCUCUGCAAUAGUUCCAGAACCCAAAGUGAAGGAGACGUCUCGGAUCAUCCCCUGAGCCUCGCCUCCACGAAAAAAGAGGAUGACAGCUGGGACGGAGGCUCCGUGGAGCCAUCGGAGAGCGGAAUGACCAUGGAUGAACUGAGGGGCUUGGAGUCGGCUCUGAGGGCCGAGAUCGGCCGCGAGCAGGCGGCCGUGACGGCCCCCCAGGCUGCCACCCCGGCGUCGGAGGCGGGGUUGGGCAGCAAGAUGGGCCUGCCUCCCAAAUACAUCGGACUGGACGGGAUGGAGCAGGAAGGAGAUGCGGAGCCCCAGCCGCCCACCCUGCAGCGAGAGGACCAGGUAGGACAAAGCCGGGCAAAGGACCGCGUGAGGUCGGUGGAGCUGAAGUCGGGCAGAUGCAAGAAGACCCGCGAGAACGACUCUGCUCCAAAUGGAGAGGCGGGACCAGAGCAGGCGGAGUCGGAGCACCUCCCUCAGCCGCCCGCCCUCGGAAGUGUCGGCGAGAGCGGCGGGGAAGAGGAUGGAGGCGGCGACCUGCUCCACUUCUGUCCCCAGUGCGGGGGCGGGUUCACCACGGAGGCUGAGAUGGAGGAGCACCCCUGCCCACUAGGUGGCGCCCAUUUACAGAGCAGCGGCGGAGAGGAGAGCAUUUUCCCCUGCGCCCACUGCGGAAACACGUUCAGCCACUCGUGGGCGCUCAAGAACCACGAGUGCGCCUGCGCUGCCGAGCGGCCGCACUGCUGCGAGAUUUGCGGGAAGCGCUUCACUCACUCGCGUUCGCUGGAACGCCAUCAUCUGGUGCACACGGGCGAGAGGCCGCACCAGUGCCCGUUGUGCGGGCGGAGCUUCAGUCGCCUCGGCAACCUGGAGAGGCACCAGAGGAUCCACACAGGCGAGCGUCCUUACGGGUGCGACGCGUGCGGGAAGCGCUUCAGUCGAGUGGAGUACCUGAAGAGACACCAGCUGAUCCACAACGGCGAGAAGGCCACGCUGCAGUGCUCCGCCUGCGGGGUCAACUUCCGCGACGUGGAGCAGCUGAAAAGCCACCAGUGUUUUUAGAGACGUGGACCAUCUGGUGGACCUGCAAAGGACAGAGCAGCUUCUUUAACUGAAUGUGGUAGAAUUUAGGCGACUAACGUGUCCGGUCUUUGUCUCGCUGGUUUGCAGUCCUUUCAAAAUAAGACAAGAUCAUCAUGGACGGACAAAGGAAGAGAAGCAAGCACAGUACCAACCAGAUGGCUUUCUUUCAAUGUGUCCGCCAUUUGGACUGAAGCUUUUCUCAUUUGUAUAAAGCCUAUAACUAUUUAUAAAAAUAAAUUGUACAUUUUUAUGUUUGUAUUAAUGCUUAACUUCCUUGAAAGAUGACAAUUGUUUUUUUUCCCAUGACAAACUACUGUUUGGUAUAUUUGUCUAUGGUGAGCAUUAAAAAAUAAACAUGUCAGUGUUCAACGGAACACGUUAAACUUCU